Molecule: messenger RNA, 1051 nt
Organism: Boeremia exigua
Lineage: Eukaryota; Fungi; Ascomycota; Dothideomycetes; Pleosporales; Didymellaceae
Product: NADP-dependent oxidoreductase domain-containing protein
Exons: 1
Coding region: 46-1008 (320 amino acids)
Cellular component (GO): cytosol
Molecular function (GO): oxidoreductase activity
Source: RefSeq, a predicted model, not a curated record
CAACACCAACACCAACACCAACAAUAAGUCAAUACCCUCUACAAGAUGUCUCAUCCAACAUACGUCUUUGGCUCUCACCAGAUUGAGGGCUUCUCAAAGAGCGACUUGCAGGCUCUCUUGGAUAUUCUUAAAAGCCGAGGCAUUAAGCACAUUGACACUGCUCGCGUCUAUGGUGAUAGCGAGAAGUGUCUGGGAGAGGUGAAGGCCGCCCAAUCUUUCACCAUCGACACCAAGUCUCCAGCAUUCGUUCCAAAAGCGCUUAGUGGCGCCUCGCUUGCGGAUGGUAUUCAGAAAUCCCUCUCGCUCCUUGGCACCGCCAAGGUGGACACGUAUUACCUCCAUGCUCCUGACAACGACACUCCCAUCGAAGAGACUGUGGAUGCCAUUCAGGCGCUGCAUCGCCAGGGUAAAUUCGAGCGCUUCGGUCUUUCCAACUUCCUUCCCGAAGAUGUACGAAAAAUUCAUGCCUACGCGCAAUCAAAAGGCGGAGUCGUCCCUUCUGUAUACCAGGGCAAUUACAACGCCUUCGCACGCACUAUUGAGGACAAUCUUUUCCCUCUCCUGCGUGAGCUUGGUAUUGCCUUUUAUGCCUACUCACCACUCGCUGGCGGCUUCUUUGCCAAACGCCCAGACGACUUGGAGAGCAAAAAGGCAGAGGGAAGGUUCGACCCUUCGACAAUCAGCGGUCAAAUGUACAAUACGUUGUACACCAAGCCUACGACGAUUGCAGCUCUGAGACACUGGAACCAGAUUGCAGAGCACGCAGGCGAUUCGAGUGUCAACCUAGCCUAUCGUUGGGCAGUCUUCAAUUCCAAACUCGAUGCGGGAUUGGGCGAUGCAGUCAUUCUUGGAGCAAGCCGCCCAGCGCAGCUGGAAAAUACACUAUCAGCACUUGAUGCAGGCCCCUUGAAACCUGAGACUGUGGAUCAGAUCGAGAAAUUGUGGAAGCUUAUUGAGAAGGAUGCGCCGCUGGAUAACUACCACUCGUUUGCAAAGGAAUUCAUGUAAAUAUCACUUUUCUGUUUACAUUUAGCUAUAGACGAAUUGCCAC